Eimeria tenella is the source of this 160-nucleotide messenger RNA. RefSeq lists its product as uncharacterized. Gene Ontology annotation, molecular function: acyltransferase activity. The annotation marks the transcript as partial. The transcript has a single exon. The record is from RefSeq and is a predicted model, not a curated record. Lineage: Eukaryota; Apicomplexa; Conoidasida; Eucoccidiorida; Eimeriidae.
GCAAGCUGCAUGGACCCGCAGCAGCGGCUGCUGCUGGAGGCAACAUACGAAGCAAUCGAAAUGGCAGGGCUCUGUACCAAACGGCUGCAGCAGCAGCAGCAGCAGCAGCAAACCCACCACGUGCGGCAGCAGCAGCAGCAAAGUGCAUUGGAGGAAAUAG